AUGGAUAAUCCUAUUGUAAAAGAAUUUCAGAAUAAUGAAAACGAUAAACUUGAUUCCAGAUAUGAAUACGGUCGAAACACGAUUCCCGAUGAUGAAGAAGACGAUCAAAGCGUUCCGAUUGACAGUAGUAAUAAUGAGCCUAACUACUUUUUCCCAUCAUAUCUUGAUAGCAUAACUUCUUCACAACAAGAAGUUGAUUAUGACAUAGGAGAGAGUUCAGAAAGAAUAAAGUUUUUUAUCCCGAAGGUCAAUGACGCGCUUAAUCCAAAUAUGAAAGCACAAUAUGCGACUAUAAAUGAAGUAGAAAGGACGUACAGGGCUUAUGCGGACAACGCCGGCUUUGAUGUUCGCAUGCAUGUAAAAAAGACGAACAAGCAUGGCGAAAUUCAAACUAGGUGGUUUGUCUGCAGUAGGGAGGGAAAUCCAAAAAAGAAGGAUUUUGAUUCGUUGUACAUGCAGCCGGGUGAGAGGAGAUACCAUAAUACAAACAUCAAACGUUGUGGUUGUAAUGCUUGCAUAAAAAUCCAUUUGACAAAGGAUAGGGCUUGUUACGAGAUAUAUGAGUUCGUUGAGGCACAUAACCAUGCAUUGUUCAAUAAUAACGAUCGUCGUUUCUCUCGGAAGAAUAGACAGAUGAAGUAUACAGAUUUCAAAACUGUACUAAAUAGCUCGAGCUACAAAGUCGGCGCGAGGAGGGCUCACCGUAUUCARACCGCAUUGAACGGUGGAUUUGAGCAUACUCGCAUCUCUGAAAUUGACUUCAAGAAUUUCAAGAGGGAUGUUGUUGCUUGUGUUGCGAAUAAGGACGCGACGAUGUUGAUCAAUAAAGCGGAUGAAGUUGCUAGAAUUAACUACAAAGAAUUUGGUGAUGUCAUAUCGUUCGACGGUACCUUUCGCACUAACAAGCAUGCAAUGAUUUUUGUUCCUUUCUUGGCUGUUGACAACCAUAAGGCGUCUGUUGUUGUUGGAUCCGCUCUUAUAAGUGGAGAGACGAUUGAUAACUUUACGUGGGUUCUAAAGGCCUUUCUAAAGUGUCAUGCGAAGCAACCAGUGUUUGUAAUUACAGACCAAUGUUCUGCAAUGAAACAGGCUAUUCCGAAGGAGUUCACCGAAUCCAAGCAUCGACUAUGUAUGUGGCACAUUAUGAAGAAGGUCCCUUCAAAGAUUAGUGUCGCCCUAAAUCAUGAUACUACGUUCAAUAAAGUCAUCAACAAGCUCGUACGGAACAUUCAUAUUGGCCCAUCGGAGUUCGAACGCCGACACACCGAUGUCUGGGCUAAUGAAAACAACAUCAAGAUCCGAUACGAAUCGUACUGGUUUGAUUUGGUGCAAUUCCUUAAUAAUUACGACGUAGCUAUAGAAAAACAAAUAUACAGACAAUCUGUUCACGAAACAGUGACGAGAACGACUAAUCCCAAGUUUGUUACUCCAUUGCGCUUAGAAAGUCAUGCAUCAAGCAUAUACAGUCGGAACGUGUUUUUUGACAUCCAAAAGAAAAUAAAGAAGGCUGUUUGGUUUUGUGUUAUUGAGACCGUCGAAUGCCGGGAUGAUUUCAAGUCAUUCGUGAUAAGCCAGAAGGCCAAGAAAUCAGCUGACAACAUCACGUAUCUGGUGGGCCGUAAUUACUCAACAAACACAGUCGAAUGCGAUUGUAACCUAUUUACACGUAAUGGGUAUCUCUGUCGUCACGCGUUCAAGAUACAGUCCGCAAGAGUUCGUUAUGGGGAGGUCAACGCCGAGAAAGAAAAGUCUAUAAUUGAUGUAUAUUCCAAGAUCGACGACAUAAUAAGCAUCGCCCACAAUGAUCAAUCUAUAUUAGAUAGAUUGGGGCGUAACCUCGAAAAAUUCAUGGUUGAUAUAGAGAAGGAAGUUCCAUACGAAGACCCAUCACAACAAAAGUUGGACGCGAUUAGAGAUCAUCUAGGUGUUUCCAUACCUGAUAAGGUGGACAUUCUACCACCAUCUGGAAUAAGGAACAAAGGUUGUGGAACUGGAAAGAGGCUGCUUGAACUUGAUCUCAGUGUUUUGCUUGAAUCAGUAGUUGAUGUUAUUUGUUAG
Cynara cardunculus var. scolymus (artichoke) is the source of this 2058-nucleotide messenger RNA. RefSeq names its product protein FAR1-RELATED SEQUENCE 5-like. Gene Ontology annotation, molecular function: zinc ion binding. NCBI's taxonomy places the organism in Eukaryota, Viridiplantae, Streptophyta, Magnoliopsida, Asterales, Asteraceae. The record is from RefSeq and is a predicted model, not a curated record. Bases 1 to 2058 code for a protein of 685 amino acids. Gene Ontology annotation, biological process: regulation of DNA-templated transcription. The transcript has 10 exons.